AUGGCCGAAUUUACAAUUCUCAAGACGAUAAAUGAUGAUGAUGCUCAUGUGGAUGAUCAUCACGAAUUGUAUGAUCGUGUUCACCAUCAUCAUCCUUUCAAGAGAAAUAGUGAUUCGUCUGGGACGGCAGUACAUGUUGUGGCAACAAAAGUAUUUAUUCCUCCCGAAAUAUUGAUUGAGAUUUUUCAAUAUUUGGAUCGGGAUUCGUUAGUGCGGAUAUCUUGUGUAAAUUCAGGAUUUCAAGACAAUUCAAGAAAAUCAAUUUUGUGGAAGCUGCUCUUGCAGAAGGAUUGGAGAUUAUUGAGAGUAAAUUCAAACAAUGACUCAUUGCAACAAGAUACAUCUGAUCGGGAUACAGAUCAAAACGAGUUUGAACUUGUUCCACAAUCUGAAAUCAAUCAUGAUUCUAUCAUGGGAAAUUCACCAAAGGAUCUCGCACGAGCAUGUCACGACGAGCAGAAUUAUUACGAAACUUAUCAACAAAGAUAUUCACAAUACAAAAUAUGGAGAAAUAGUAUUGCAUUUAUUUAUGAAGAAGAAAGAAACCAAUAUAUCAACAGGAUUAACUCUAGCUCUCAGCCUUAUUUAAAGAGUUAUCUGAGGUAUUUAAUGUCAUACCCCAUUCUGUACAUUCGAUUGCUGAAAUUUUUAUUUAUUUCACCACAGGAACAACCUGAUUACGGGCUCGCUAACGAAGUAGAAUAUAUCAAACAGAAGGCUCUUUCAGCUGGAGGCUCUUUGUUAUUGCUCAUCACAUUCAUGCCAGUAAUUUUUAGUACAUUAAUUGCAGGAAUUUACCCUUCAAAUCCAAUUCUAACUUUAAUUCACAUGAUAUUGCAGCUUACCUUAAUUAUAAUGUACGGAAUGUCACAUCUCUACAACAAGAUGGACAAGAGUAUAAGCUCCUAUCCUCAACCAAAUUAUUUAUAUUCUCUCGUUGCUAUUACUGCUUUCAUUACAUUGGUGUUGAUGCGAUAUGUCGAUGAUUUAUUAUCAUGCUCGUUAGUAGUUUUUCAAAUAUCCAUAGCUCUUGGCUUGGCAACUUCGCUCAAUCACAUGAUUUCAAAUACUGAAGAUAUUGACGAAUUAUUUGGCAAUAAUGCAGGACCAAACACAGCACCGCCUUUUGUCACGUGCAUGAUUUUAGCAAACCUUGUGUCGCUUGUUGUAGUAGUGGGUGGUUUUAAGGCAGUUCUUCUAACUAUCAUACUCAUUGCAAUUUUCACAGGGGGUAGUACAGGUGGUGACAUUGGAGAAAUUUUGAAGCUUAUCGAUUUUAGGACUAUUGUAUUUAUUAUUGUAGCAGGAUUAAGUGUGUUUGUGUUUUUUCUUGCCAAAAACAAUGUGGGAGGUAAUUUCAAAAAGAAGAGAGCCGUUCGACAAAGCGUGGCUAUUCUCUUACUCGUUUUAUUGAUCUUGUCGUUUAUGACUUUGUUUUGGAGACUUGUGGCAAUUCAAAGUGGUUCACAAGUAAGGUGGGAACUGUCCUUCUUCAAUAUUGACUAUGAUGCUGACACUGGCACAACGAACGUUUCGCAAGCAAACGCAUCCUCAACUACUGCCUAA
Naegleria lovaniensis is the source of this 1566-nucleotide messenger RNA. RefSeq lists its product as uncharacterized. NCBI's taxonomy places the organism in Eukaryota, Heterolobosea, Eutetramitea, Acrasida, Naegleriidae. Gene Ontology annotation, molecular function: protein binding. The record is from RefSeq and is a predicted model, not a curated record. The transcript has a single exon. Bases 1 to 1566 code for a protein of 521 amino acids.